AUGGCGACGUUGGUAGAGAAACCCCCUGACCUUGGGUCUGACAUCGAGUCCAAAUCGCCCAUCGAUGUCGACAUCAAUGAUCUCAAGGGCAUACAGGUGAAAGAAGCCAAGUUCGGCAAACAUGGGGUCCUUCAAAUAAAGAAUACAACAGCAAUCCACGUGACUACGCCGAUGAUUCCCGAGGCUAUCGUAAAAACAGAGAAAGGGGUCAUCGGGAAACCCCCAAUAGUUCGAAAAAGUAAAAAGCCUGAUUAUCCGGAUGAUCGGACAGAAGGAAGGUCCACUCGUCCUGGUUCAGAAAUAACGAUACCGGAUUCCAGGUCCCGUGAUGAGAGAGAUUCUGAUAUUGGUAAUGAUAAGAUGAGCAGGAUUAAAUCACCUGCGUCUGUGCAGGUGGAGAGGAAACCACCGCCAAACAACACGCCAGCGUCACGCGCAUUUUCCGACUAUACACGGAACUCUGGCGGAAGUACCAAAUACCAUGUGAUGGUUCCAGGUCAAGGUCAUAUCGACCCGCUCCCUUCUCCGUCCAAGCGGAUGCAUCAGACUAGUCGUACCCGACGAGUCCCGGCGAAGCUAAUUAGACUGACAACUGUAACGUUGUCGGCAAGGACUAAGCCAGCGUCACGGGGCCAGGGUUCAAGUCUGUAUUACGAGGACCCAAAGAAACCCUCAAAAGUGAUAGGAUGGGACGAGGCCAACAAUGCCCGACCCCCUCUGAGGGUGGACAUGGAGGGUCCUGGACCAUGGGCUUACUCUCCCGCUAACAAGCCUCUAGGAGAGACCAACGCUCCCUCUUGGACGUUCAGGGCAAAAUGUGCUCCCGAAAAAACGGGAGGUGCACGCACAUCCUGGGAAAAACCAUGGUUCCAGAGUCCUCAUGUUUGGCAGACAAAAACUGACUUCUACAAUGACACAAGUUGGCCGACUCCUAACCUGUACAAACAAAAGUCCUUGUUAGGACCACGACAGAGGACGAUGACGGAGGCACCAUCCUUCACCAUUGGUGUUAGAAAGGAGCUCACUCUACAUAAAUCUGGGUCAUCGAAGGAACCAAGCCCCAACGAGUACGCAAAGGACUCAGCCGACAAACUGGUCCACCAACGCGGACCGUCCUACAGCCAUCAGUUCCGUCGCUCAGGCACCGUACUUUGGCCUUCUAUAGAGAAAACACCUGGACCUGCGGCUUACACCCCUGCCUAUGCCCACAGCAAGACCUCUGGACCUGCCUUUACCAUUAGAAGCAUCCGACGGGACGCGUCCCACACACUUGGUCCACACUCGGCAUUUUAAGAGAUUAACAUGAGGAUUUUAUCGCAGAAAAAAGAGAAAAGAAUAUUUCGUCUUAGAAAUAAUCAAUAAUUCUCAACAACUAUUUAUC
Ylistrum balloti is the source of this 1381-nucleotide messenger RNA. RefSeq lists its product as uncharacterized. The record is from RefSeq and is a predicted model, not a curated record. NCBI's taxonomy places the organism in Eukaryota, Metazoa, Mollusca, Bivalvia, Pectinida, Pectinidae. The transcript has 6 exons. Bases 1 to 1293 code for a protein of 430 amino acids.